AUGGACAAAUCGCACGGCUACGAGACAAUCGCACACGAAACAUUUUCGGAACUGCUAGACUCAUACAGAGAGCUCGUCCCCAGCAAGCUCGAUGAAUUGGAGGAACAGCGUCUCCAAACCAUCCCGAAAUCACUAUCGGAAAGGACCGACGACGCAUGUUUGAACAAGGCAGAGGUGCAAAAGCUGGUAGACUGGAAACUCGGCCAUGGCACUUUCAGACCCUCUUUGCGCAAGCUCGUCGACUCAAACACAGACGAGACAGUGGAGAAGUGCACACGAGAAGCGUUCGAGACCUACGACAAGGACAACGAGCAGUGGGACAAGGCGGUGGCGAUGAUGGCCAAGGGGCUUCGUGGCGUAGGACCCGCAACAGCCUCGCUCCUCCUCAACACUUACGACGGCGACAAAGUGCCAUUCUUCUCGGAUGAAUUGUACCGUUGGGUCAUGUUCUCCGAGGGCAAGGGCAACGGAUGGGACCGAAAGAUCAAGUAUUCGGCAAAGGAAUACCAAGAGCUGUACAAGAGAGUGGAGAUGUUACGAGAGAGAUUGGGCAAAGAGAGCGACCAGACGAUCACGUCAGUUCAGGUGGAAAUGGUAGCGUACGUGCUAGGACGGAGACAGAUCGGGGGAACGAAGAGAAAGGAGAUUGAUGAAGAAGAGAAAGAGGUGGUUGAUGAAAAGGCAGAUGAAGACACGACUAGAAAGAGACGAAGAAGAAGGGUAUAG
This is a messenger RNA of Aureobasidium uvarum, 726 nucleotides long. Lineage: Eukaryota; Fungi; Ascomycota; Dothideomycetes; Dothideales; Saccotheciaceae. The record is from the annotation of a GenBank genome assembly.